CGCAUCCGACACGCUUUCCGCUCGGAUCUGGAAGUGCCUCAGUGUGAAAAUGGCAGAAAGUAAGGAGGAAUCAAAGUUGGAUCUAAUCAGCAGAUGUAUCCGACCGUUCCCCGACUUCCCAAGUGAAGGGAUUCUCUUCAGAGAUAUUUGCCCUAUAAUGAAAAGUCCAGCAGCACUGACAGCAGUGAUCGAUCUGUUUGAACAACACGUCCUAGAGUGCCACCCGGUUGUUGAUCUGAUAGUUGGUAUUGAUGCUCGUGGGUUCCUCUUCGGUCCUCUUCUGGCACAGAGGUUAGGAGUAGGCUUUGUUAUGGUGAGGAAGAAAGGCAAGCUGCCAGGGCCUACUGUGUCUGUGGCGUACACGUUGGAGUAUGGCACGGCUGAGGCUGAAGUUCAGGAAGAUUCUGUGUCCCCUGGACAGAAAGUUAUUCUUAUUGAUGAUCUUUUGGCCACUGGAGGGACCCUGUUUGCUGCAUGCGAACUGAUGAAGAAGCUACGUGCCGAGGUCCUUGGAUGCUUGGUGGUGGUGUCACUCAAGGACUUGAGCGGUGCAGACAAACUGAAGCCACACACCGUUUUCCCACUUAUUCAGUAUUGACCCUCUCUAAGUUGUAUCACAACGUAACCAGGCUCCCCUACAUGCAUAGAACAACAUCCCCAUCCAGACCUAGAGCCGAACUGUUUGAAUUGUUACACCCUGCAGAAAAUCAACAACAUUUAAAAAGCUGACCAUGGACCUUUGACGCAUAGCACAGAAGAAGAGUAAUUUUGUCUAAAUUAAAAUCAGAAGAGUGAGGUUUUGUUAUAUUAAAGGACCCAAAUCAUUAAGAAAUUAGAAAUAAAUGUUUUUCUGAUUUUGCGGUACUCAGGAUAUGGCAGGAAUUUCCUGCUUCAACAGUUUGUUGUCAUCUGACCGCACAUUGCCUGAAGCGGGAGACAUUGCAACCACAACUUCCUGUGAGGGUCCCUCAUACUGGGAUGAAAGCAUCAUCUUAAACUCAACAAACGUCCCUGGGUCCUCAAAGACGAGCCCCAUCCUCAUAACCUGUAAAACAUUGCAUUCAAAUAGACAUUUUGUGUUUUUUAAGAAAUAACUUCUGAAUCCGUCUUCCUUGUACAUAUGUCAAGUGUGUAAAUAAUCAUUAACAAAUUUUACAUUAUAUUAUAUAUAAUGCAAAUGUUUUACAAAGUAAAAGAAGAGCCUGUUUUCA
Molecule: messenger RNA, 1211 nt
Organism: Gadus chalcogrammus (walleye pollock)
Lineage: Eukaryota; Metazoa; Chordata; Actinopteri; Gadiformes; Gadidae
Gene: aprt
Product: adenine phosphoribosyltransferase
Exons: 6
Coding region: 50-598 (182 amino acids)
Biological process (GO): adenine salvage; AMP salvage
Cellular component (GO): cytoplasm
Molecular function (GO): adenine phosphoribosyltransferase activity; adenine binding; AMP binding
Source: RefSeq, a predicted model, not a curated record